AUGAACCCCAGCGCGCCCAGUUACCCGAUGGCCUCGCUGUAUGUGGGAGACCUGCACCAGGACGUGACUGAAGCCAUGCUCUACGAGAAGUUUAGCCCGGCCGGUGCCAUCCUCUCCAUCCGGGUGUGCAGGGACAUGAUCACGCGCAGGUCGCUCGGAUAUGCCUACGUCAACUUCCAGCAGCCCGCGGACGCUGAACGCGCUCUAGACACGAUGAACUUUGACGUGAUCAAGGGUAGACCUGUCCGCAUCAUGUGGUCUCAACGCGACCCCUCGCUGAGGAAGAGCGGCGUUGGAAACAUCUUCAUCAAGAACCUGGAUAAGUCUAUUGAUAAUAAAGCACUUUAUGACACCUUCUCUGCCUUUGGCAACAUCCUGUCCUGCAAGGUGGUUUGUGACGAGAAUGGCUCAAAGGGCUACGGUUUUGUGCACUUUGAGACGCAGGAGGCCGCCGAAAGAGCCAUUGAGAAAAUGAACGGCAUGUUGCUGAAUGACAGAAAAGUGUUUGUAGGGCGCUUCAAAUCUCGCAAGGAGAGGGAGGCUGAGCUCGGCGCAAGAGCCAAAGAAUUUACCAAUGUCUACAUCAAAAACUUCGGGGAAGAUAUGGAUGAUGACAAACUCAAGGACGUCUUCAGCAAAUAUGGUACGGCUAUGAGCAUCCGUGUCAUGACUGAUGAAAAUGGAAAGUCCAGAGGAUUUGGAUUCGUGAGUUUUGAGAGGCACGAAGACGCCCAAAGGGCUGUGGAUGAAAUGAACGGCAAAGAACUCAACGGGAAGCUCAUCUAUGUGGGUCGUGCUCAGAAGAAAGUGGAGCGGCAAACUGAGCUCAAGCGCAAAUUUGAACAGAUGAAGCAGGACCGCAUGACUCGCUACCAGGGUGUCAAUCUCUACGUGAAGAACUUGGACGAUGGCAUCGAUGAUGAGCAUCUUCGUAAAGAGUUCUCUCCCUUCGGUACAAUCACCAGUGCCAAGGUCAUGAUGGACGGCGGUCGCAGUAAAGGCUUCGGGUUUGUCUGUUUCUCUUCCCCUGAGGAAGCCACUAAAGCCGUGACUGAGAUGAACGGCCGUAUUGUGGCCACUAAGCCUCUGUAUGUGGCUCUUGCUCAGCGCAAAGAGGAACGGCAGGCCCAUCUCACCAACCAGUACAUGCAGAGGAUGGCCAGUGUCCGCGCAGUGCCAAACCCCGUGAUCAACCCCUACCAGCCUGCACCUCCAUCAGGAUACUUCAUGGCUGCCAUUCCACAGGCCCAGAACAGAGCUGCGUAUUACCCUGCCAGUCAGCUCACCCAGCUCAGACCCAGUCCCCGCUGGACCACACAGGGCGUCCGGCCUCAGCACUUCCAGAACAUGCCAGGCACGAUGCGCCCAUCUGCCCCCAGACCUCAGAGCUUCAGCACCAUGCGUCCUGCGUCUCAGGUCCCCCGGAUGAUGUCCACGCAGCGUGUUGCUGCUCAGACCAUGGGUCCACGGCCCACAGCGGCUGCGGCUGCGGCUUCUGCUCCUCCAGUGCGAGGCGUACCACAGUACAAAUACACCCCCAGUGUCCGCAGCCCCCAGCAGCACAUGAACACACAGCCUCAGGUGACCAUGCAGCAGCCUGCUGUGCAUGUGCAAGGACAGGAACCGCUGACGGCCUCCAUGCUCGCCGCUGCUCUGCCCCAGGAACAGAAGCAGAUGCUGGGUGAGCGUCUCUUUCCACUUAUCCAGAACAUGCAUCCCAGUCUGGCUGGCAAGAUCACCGGUAUGCUGCUGGAAAUCGACAACUCGGAGCUCCUCCACAUGCUGGAGUCUCCAGAGUCUCUGCGCUCCAAGGUCGAUGAGGCGGUGGCCGUACUCCAGGCUCACCAGGCUAAAGAAGCCGCUCAGAAGACCGUGACCAACUCUUCUGGCGUGCCGAGCGUCUAGGCCAAGGGGGACCCAACCAAUCUUCACAGAGAGGAAAAAAAUCUCUUUCGGUGGGGAUGCCAGUGGUUAUGUUUUAAGUUCCUGUUCUCAGACUAGACUGAAAUGGAAGAUUCGGUCUCGUAGCGCUCUGCUUUCACAGGCUGCAUGUGAUUACUGGGUAGAACAAGGGUCAGGAAUGUUGGAAUGGAGGAGGAAGACGCAUGCCAGAAAAGGAGUGGAAUUGCACAAAAAAGGAGAACAAAAACUGCAUGGCUGACAAACUAUUGUGAGCAAAGAUCUGAAAAGUUUCUUUUUUUAUUGGGGUGUUUAUAAAGAAAUGAGACGAGACGUUGGUACCGUUUUAAUAAGUGGAACCCUAUUGUUUUACAGUUCUGUUGUAAAGAAUAAAACGAGGACAUGAAGUAAUUGUGAUGGGACAGCAGAACAAUCCUGGUCGAACUUGAACCCACAUUUCUUUUGAGUGUUUGCGCACUCAUUUUUUCCUUCAUUAGUAGCACAUUUGAAGUUGUUACGAGUGUCAUGGGGAUUUUCCAAUAAGUAGGGAAACAGAAACAGUGUAAAGAGCAAUUGCUGAGCUCAAGUGUUUAUGUCCAAUAGGGCAUAGGGCGAGUAAGUGCACACUGUUUCUAAUUCCUCUCAAGUCUCCCCCAACAUUAAUUUCAGAAGUAUUUCAUUGAGAUGCAAGAAUAUGAAGAAUUGUUUACAUAGUUUAAAGGUGUAGGUAAUCAUCAGGUUGAAUAGAAAGAACAUAGACAUCCUACAAAAGUGCACUUCACCUUAUUUUGGUGAUCUUUUUUUUUCUCUCCUCCUCUAUGGUGUACUUGUGUAACAAUUAUCAAUAAGAUCCCAUUAGUUAACGCGUUACCUAACUUUGAUUUAGCCAAAAUCCUCCCAAAUGUUUUUCAAAACUAGCCCAAUUGUGUUUCGAGGGGGUCCCCCAAUAAAAAUUGCGUUCGAUAAAAUAGUUUUGGGCUGGGAUCUCCUGGUAAAAUGUGCAUUUUAGGGGCUAAAUAUCAGUUAUUAAGGUCGCUUCAACUCACGGAAACUGUGUUAAAGGUGCUGUAUGUAUGUUUUUGACUCUACUAAAGUAUAAAAAUACCAUAAUAUGUUUGCAGCUAUUUAAGAAACAUACUAAGCUAACAUCUUAGUUUAUCUGAAAAACAAUGCUACAGUCAGUUAUUCUGCUUUGAAAAUGUGCGUUCAGGGCCGGAAUGUCAAUCUUUGUUUUGGUUUGUGAAGCCCACCCGCUGUCAGUUUACCCAAUUGUAUCUCGGCACCCCAGGUUGUCAGUUUAUGCGAAACACGAUAUUUCAUUUCAGUCAUGGAAACUGGCAAAAUAAAAAGUGGCAACCUG
This is a messenger RNA of Carassius auratus (goldfish), 3259 nucleotides long. Its product is annotated as polyadenylate-binding protein 1. The record is from RefSeq and is a predicted model, not a curated record. The transcript has 16 exons. Lineage: Eukaryota; Metazoa; Chordata; Actinopteri; Cypriniformes; Cyprinidae. Bases 1 to 1905 code for a protein of 634 amino acids. Gene Ontology annotation, molecular function: RNA binding.